Erpetoichthys calabaricus (reedfish) is the source of this 2616-nucleotide messenger RNA. It is a transcript of the gene mfsd6b, whose product is annotated as major facilitator superfamily domain containing 6b. NCBI's taxonomy places the organism in Eukaryota, Metazoa, Chordata, Cladistia, Polypteriformes, Polypteridae. Bases 204 to 2375 code for a protein of 723 amino acids. The record is from RefSeq and is a predicted model, not a curated record. Gene Ontology annotation, cellular component: plasma membrane. The transcript is spliced from 7 exons. Gene Ontology annotation, biological process: antigen processing and presentation of exogenous peptide antigen via MHC class I.
CACUCGCUCGCCUCCCGCCCAGCAGCAGCAUCAACAGCAGCAGGUGAGCGCUGACGUCACCAGGAGGAGCCUCUGACGGACAUUCGGCGUUCCGGCAGCGGCUGCUCGCCAUGGACAGGUGGCUGCCUCGACCGCGAAGUAAAUCCCGCUGAGCCCGAAGCCAGGAGUCGCGCGAGUCCAAUCAGCUUUUCCAUUCUGCCAACAUGGCCAGCGAUGACCGUGUGGCUAUCCUGUCUGACGACGAGGAGGACCAGAAGAGGAAGUAUGUCCUGGCAGAGCCUUUUAACACGCUGUCACUGCAGCAGACCCCCGAGCCCCCAGCAGCACCCCCGACGCCGGCCACGCCGGAGUCCUCAGACGGGGACAUGGACUGGCUGGAGAGGCGCUGCUUGAACAUCAACAACGACCUCCUGGUCUCCAAGGUCUUCUAUUUCUUCUUCUUUUCGGCUUACGGCUCCCUGCACCCCUUGCUGUCUGUGUACUAUAAGCAGCUGGGCAUGCUGCCCAGUCAGAGUGGCCUGCUGGUGGGCAUCAGGUACUUCAUUGAGUUCUGCAGCGCCCCCUUCUGGGGGGUGGUGGCCGACAGGUUCCGCAAGGGGAAGGUGGUCCUGCUCUUUUCCGUUCUCUGCUGGAUCCUUUUCAACUCCGGGAUUGGCUUUGUGAAGCCGGCCACCAUGAUGUGUGUCCUAAAGAAUCCCACCACGAGUCCCGCCAACCUGACGUCGAGCACCACCGGCCCCCCCAUUGCGCCCAAUGGCAGUCACGGUCGCCUGCAGAGAGACAUUGCCUUUGACCAACCGCUGCUGCCACUUCGGCGCUCGUUCAGGAGCGUGUCGGGCAAUGCCACCGACACCAGCACCACUGCGCCCGUCACCAGGCCCCCGAGCGACUACAAGCUUGAGUCUGACAGCGAGCAGGUGGAGACCAUCUUCUUACUCAUCCUGCUGGUGAUCAUCAUUGGAGAGUUCUUCAGCGCCCCGGCCCUGACCAUCGUGGACACGGUUACCCUGCAGUACCUGGGCAAGCACCGCGACCGCUACGGGCUGCAGCGCAUGUGGGGCUCUCUGGGCUGGGGGCUGGCCAUGCUGUCGGUGGGCAUCGGGAUCGAUCAUACCCACGUGCGGCCCCUGGUGGAGGGGGCUGGCUGCCUGCUGCCCGACUACAAGGACUACCGCAUCGCCUUCAUCGCCUUUGGUGUCCUGAUGACGGUGGCGCUGAUUGUGGCCACGCAGUUUCGCUUCCACCCCAGCCACUAUAAGUCGGAAGAGGAGCUCAAGGAGGCCCAGGAGAUGCCCCAGGUCGCCCGUAAUGUGCCCGAUGGGGAGGCCCCGGCAAGCGGCCAGUUCCAGUUCCGAGAGCUGGUCCGGCUGCUGUGUAGCGUCCAGUAUGGCAGCGUCCUCUUCGUGGCCUGGUUCAUGGGCUUUGGCUACGGCUACGUCUUCACCUUCCUCUUCUGGCACCUGGAGGACUUGCAAGGGACCACCACGCUGUUUGGCAUCUGCUCGGCCCUGAGCCACGUGUCGGAGCUGGCCGCGUACUUCUUCAGCCACAAGUUCAUAGAACUCGUUGGUCACAUCAGGGUGCUGUACAUUGGGCUGGCAUGCAACACGGCGCGCUACCUCUACAUAUCCUACCUGGAGAACGCCUGGAUCGUCUUGCCCAUGGAAGUACUGCAGGGUGUGACUCACGCGUCGGUCUGGGCCGCUUGCAUCUCCUACCUGAGCGCGGCAGUGCCACCCGCCUUAAGGACAUCUGCACAGGGCAUCUUGCAGGGACUGCACCUUGGCCUUGGCCGAGGCUGUGGCGCCAUGGUUGGCGGCGUCUUUGUCAACUAUUUUGAUGCUGCCAGAACAUUCCGGGGAAUCGGUAUGGCAUCGCUGGUCAUCCUCUUGAUCUUUGCUCUUAUCCAGUGGCUGUCAGGUGACAAGGAUGACGAAGAGGACAAGAUGCUGGCAGAGAACAUUCCGGUCCCGUCUAGUCCAGUUCCCAUUGCCACCAUUGACCUCGUCCCCCAGGUGAGCAGUGCAGAGCUGCCCCAGGCGGAGGCCAAGCUCCCCCUGAAGAAGACCCGGCACCAGGAGGAGCAGGAGGACGUCAACAGGCCGGCUUGGGUCAUCUCCUCGGCGCCGUGGGUCAGCAUCACCUUCUCCCUCUGCCAGGUCAAGGAGAUGAUAAAAGUGUUCAAGCGCAGCCGCGCCAACGAGCAGCAGCCCCCCCAGCGAACAAGUGAGGCGGAGGUGCCAGCGCCCACACAGGAAGCCCCCGAGGUUCGGGACGACGUCCCUGGACAAAGCCACCCAGAUGCCACGCCGGUGCCGGGAGAUGCCGCUUCCAGUCAUGCCCCAGGGACACCACCCAGCACCUCGGGCACUUGAGAUGUGGCGGCAGCCCCUGAAGAGAACUCUGCUGCCAGCCUGGGUGAGGGGGGCACGGAGCCCCGAGACGCGAGCCCCGCCUUCUCCCGACGUCAUGUGCCUUUUUAUCUCUUACUGUUGGUGGAAGUGUUUCCCGAGGGAGAAGACGGGCGCAGACGCGCCAGUGCAGAUGUCGGACUGAUUCUGUUGCCCGCUCCUUUACUUUAUAGUUUUAAGCUUCAAAUUAAAUCUGAGAAGUCAA